AUGGAUCGUCAGAAUCAAGAUCUUCAGAGUGCAGUAUCGCUAGAUGAUCUUCAAGCGAUCAAAGGCCUAUUACAAAAAAGUUCUGACGUAAACCAAUCAGAUAAAAACGGAAACACUCCAGUACACAUGGCCGCACAACGUGGCAAGGAAGAUAUCAUGGAGUUUCUCAUUGAACACGGUGGUGAUGUAGAAAAGGAGAAUGAAGAUGGACAGACAUCCUUACAUCUUGCUGCAUUAUAUGGUAACCUUGAAGCAACAAAAGUAAUACUUAGCCAUGGUGGAAAUGUGAACAAAGAGGACAACACAGGCUACAAUGCAUUACUCAAAAGCGUAAGGAAUGGUCACAAGGAUGUAGUGAGAUACUUCCUUAGUCAGGGCACCAGUAUUAAUAAGGUCAAUAGUAAAGGAUGGACACCCUUGUAUAUCGCUGCCGGUUAUGGCAGGAUUGACAUGUUGAAAUACUUGAUAAGUGAAGGAGCCGAUGUACAUUACACUCAGCAAAACAAUUUAUUGCCAUUGGCAAGCGCUUCAUCAUCUGGUCAUGCAGAAGUAGUGAAAUAUCUUGUAAGUCAAGGAGCUGAAGUGAAUAAAGGAGAGGGUGAUGGUUGGACUGCAUUACACAGUGCUGCACAGAAAGGUCACCUUGAAGUCAUCAGAUAUUUGAUCAGUAAAGGAGCUGAGGUGAAUAAGGUUGAUGAUAACGGUCGCAGUGCAUUGCGUGGUUCUGCUGUCAAUGGUCAUAUUGAGGUUACCAGAUAUUUGAUAAGUCAAGGAGCUGAGGUAAAUAAGGGAGAUAAUGCGGGCAUGACUCCAUUACACGUUGCUGCUCAAGAAGGUUAUAUGGAUACAUGUGAAUAUCUGAUUAGUCAAGGAGCUGAGGUGAAUAAGGGAGAUAAUGAGGGUUCGACUCCUUUAAAUGUUGCUGCUCAAGAAGGUUAUCUAGAUACAUGUGAAUAUCUGACUAGUCAAGGAGCUGAGGUGAACAAAGGAACGAAUGAUUGUGGGACAACAUUACACAGUGCUGCUCAGGAAGGUCAUCUUAAUAUCACCAGAUAUUUGAUAAGUCAAGGAGCUGAGGUGAAUACGGGAGAUAAUGAGGGCAUGACUCCAUUACACGUUGCUGCUCAAGAAGGUUAUAUGGAUACAUGUGAAUAUCUGAUUAGUCAAGGAGCUGAGGUGAAUAAGGGAGAUAAUGAGGGUUCGACUCCUUUAAAUGUUGCUGCUCUAAAAGGUCAUCUAGAUACAUGUGAAUAUCUGAUUAGUCAAGGAGCUGAGGUGAACAAAGGAACAAAUGAUGGUGGGACACCAUUACACAGUGCUGCUCAGGAAGGUCAUCUUAAUAUCACAAGAUAUUUGAUAAGUCAAGGAGCUGAGGUGAAUAAGGGAGAUAAUGAGGGCAUGACUCCAUUACACGUUGCUGCUCAAGAAGGUUAUAUGGAUACAUGUGAAUAUCUGAUUAGUCAAGGAGCUGAGGUGAAUAAGGGAGAUAAUGAGGGUUCGACUCCUUUAAAUGUUGCUGCUCAAGAAGGUCAUCUAGAUACAUGUGAAUAUCUGAUUAGUCAAGGAGCUGAGGUGAACAAAGGAACGAAUGAUGGUGGGACAACAUUACACAGUGCUGCUCAGGAAGGUCAUCUUAAUAUCACCAGAUAUUUGAUAAGUCAAGGAGCUGAGGUGAAUAAGGGAGAUAAUGAGGGCAUGACUCCAUUACACGUUGCUGCUCAAGAAGGUUAUAUGGAUACAUGUGAAUAUCUGAUUAGUCAAGGAGCUGAGGUGAAUAAGGGAGAUAAUGAGGGCAUGACUCCAUUACACGUUGCUGCUCAAGAAGGUUAUAUGGAUACAUGUGAAUAUCUGAUUAGUCAAGGAGCUGAGGUGAAUAAGGGAGAUAAUGAGGGUUCGACUCCUUUAAAUGUUGCCGCUGAAGAAGGUCAUCUGGAUGCAUGUGAAUAUCUGAUCAGUCAAGGCGCUGAGGUGAAUAAGGAAGAUAAUGAGGGUUCGACUCCAUUACACAGUGCUGCACAGGAAGGUCAUCUUAAUAUCACCAAAUAUCUGAUCAGUGAAGGAGCUGAGGUGAAUAAGGGAGAUGAUGAGGGCUGGACUCUUUUACAUGUUGCCGCUCAAGAAGGUCAUCUGGAUACAUGUGAAUAUCUGAUUAGUCAAGGAGCUGAGGUCAACAAAGGAACGAAUGAUGGUGGGACACCAUUACACAGUGCUGCUCAGGAAGGUCAUCUUAAUAUCACAAAAUUUCUGAUCAGUCAAGGAACUAAGGUGAAUAAGGGAGAUAAUGAGGGCAUGACUCCUUUACAUGUUGCUGCUCAAGAAGGUCAUCUGGAUUCAUGUGAAUAUCUGAUUAGUCAAGGAGCUGAGGUGAAUAAGGGAGAUAAUGAGGGCAUGACUCCAUUACACGUUGCUGCUCAAGAAGGUUAUAUUGAUACAUGUGAAUAUCUGAUUAGUCAAGGAGCUGAGGUGAAUAAGGGAGAUAAUGAGGGUUCGACUCCUUUAAAUGUUGCCGCUCAAGAAGGUCAUCUGGAUGCAUGUGAAUAUCUGGUCAGUCAAGGCGCUGAGGUGAAUAAGGAAGAUAAUGAGGGUUCGACUCCAUUACACAGUGCUGCUCAGGAAGGUCAUCUUAAUAUCACCAAAUAUCUGAUCAGUGAAGGAGCUGAGGUGAAUAAGGGAGAUGAUGUGGGCUGGACUCUUUUACAUGUUGCCGCUCAAGAAGGUCAUCUGGAUACAUGUGAAUAUCUGAUUAGUCAAGGAGCUGAGGUCAACAAAGGAAGGAAUGAUGGUGGGACAACAUUACACAGUGCUGCUCAGGAAGGUAAUCUUAAUAUCACCAGAUAUUUGAUAAGUCAAGGAGCUGAGGUGAAUAAGGGAGAUAAUGAGGGCAUGACUCCAUUACACGUUGCCGCUCAAGUAGGUUGUAUGGAUACAUGUGAAUAUCUGAUUAGUCAAGGAGCUGAGGUGAAUAAGGAAGAUAAUGAGGGUUCGACUCCAUUACACAGUGCUGCCCAGGAAGGUCAUCUUAAUAUCACCAAAUAUCUGAUCAGUGAAGGAGCUGAGGUGAAUAAGGGAGAUGAUGAGGGCUGGACUCCUUUACAUGUUGCCGCUCAAGAAGGUCAUCUGGAUACAUGUGAAUAUCUGAUCAGUCAAGGAGCCGAGGUGAACAAAGGAAAUAAUGAUGGUAUGACUGCAUUACACAGUGCUGCUAUGAGUGGUCAUCUUGAAGUCUUGAAAUAUCUUAUCAGUGAAGGAGCUGAAGUCAAUAAAGGAGAUGGUUAUGGUUUGAACCCUUUGCACUAUGCUGCUCAGGAGGGUCAUCUUGGUACCUGUGAUUAUCUGCUCAGUCAAGGAGCAGAGGUAAAAAACGGAAAUGAUGAUGGCUGGAAUUUAAUAAGUGCCUCUUCCGACGGUCAUACAUUCAUUGUCAAAUAUCUCAUUAGUCAAGGAGCAGAAGUCAAUGAGGAAGAUUCGAAGGACUGUACUUCUUUACACUAUGCUGCUAAAGGAGGUCAUCUUGGCACCUGCAAUUGUCUGCUCAGACAAGGAGCUGAGGUAAGAAAUGGAGAUGAUGACGGGUGGACUCUGUUUCGUUCUUCUUCCAAGGGUUAUACAUUCAUCGCUAAAUAUCUGAUCAGUCAAGGUGCUGAGGUUAAUAUGGGAGAUAUUGACGGUCGCACUCCAUUACAGGUUUGUGCUCAAGAAGGUCAUAUUGACACGUGCGCUUAUCUGAUCAGCCAAGGUGCUGAGGUGAAUAAAGGAAUGAAUGAUAGUUGGACUGCAUUACACAGUGCUGCUCAGAAAGGAAAUUUCGAAGUCACCAAAUAUCUGAUUAGUCAAGGAGCUCAGGUCAAUAGGGUUGAUGAUAAUGGUUACGGAGCAUUGCGUGGUUCUGCUAUCAAUGGUCAUAUUGAGGUCACCAAAUAUCUGAUCAGCCAAGGAGCUGAGGUCAAUAAGGGAGAUAAUGAGGGCUGUACCCCUUUACACGUUGCUGCUCAAGAAGGUCAUCUGGAUACAUGUGAAUAUCUGAUCAGUCAAGGAGCCGAGGUGAACAAAGGAAAUAAUGAUGGUAUGACUGCAUUACACAAUGCUACUAUUAGUGGUCAUCUUGAAGUCUUGAAAUUUCUUAUCAGUGAAGGAGCUGAAGUUAAUAAAGGAGACGGUGAUGGUUUGAACCCUUUGCAUUAUGCUGCUCAAGAUGGUCAUCUUGGUACCUGCGAUUAUCUGCUCAGUCAAGGAGCUGAGGUGAAAAACGGAGAUGAUGGUGGCUGGAAUAUAAUAAGUGCUGCUUCCGACGGUCAUAUGUUCAUUGUCAAAUAUCUUGUCAGUCACGGAGCAGAAGUCAAUGAGGAAGAUUCGAAGGACUGUACUUCUUUACACUAUGCUGCUAAAGGAGGUCAUCUUGGCACCUGCGAUUAUCUGCUCAGCCAAGGAGCUGAGGUAAAAGACGGAAAUAGUGACGGCUGGACUCUGUUUAGUGCUUCUGCCAACGGUAAUACAUUCAUCGCCAAAUAUCUGAUCAGUCAAGGUGCUGAGGUUAAUAAGGGGUACAGUGACGGCUGCAGUCCAUUACAGGUUGCUGCUCAAGAAGGUCAUAUUGACACGUGCGAAUAUCUGAUCAGUGAAGGAGCUGAGGUUGUCAAGGGAGAUGGCGAUGGUUGGACCCUCUGUAGUGCUGCUCUAAGCGGUCACCAAUUCAUCACCAAAUAUUUGAUCAAUCAAGGUGCUAAGAGGUCAUUUUGA
This is a messenger RNA of Lytechinus variegatus (green sea urchin), 4737 nucleotides long. RefSeq names its product serine/threonine-protein phosphatase 6 regulatory ankyrin repeat subunit B-like. Lineage: Eukaryota; Metazoa; Echinodermata; Echinoidea; Temnopleuroida; Toxopneustidae. Gene Ontology annotation, molecular function: protein binding. The transcript has 2 exons. The record is from RefSeq and is a predicted model, not a curated record. Bases 1 to 4737 code for a protein of 1578 amino acids.